AUGACUGGCCAAACUGAUCUCAAGACUUUAUUGAAAUCAGCAACACCGAUUCUCAAUGAAGGCACAUACUUCUUCUGCAACAUUCACUUGACGCCUAAAGUUGGUGAGAAAUGGACCGACAAGACAUAUUCUGCUAUCCACGGACUGUUGCCUGUGUCGGUGGCUACAAUACGUGAGUCAGAAGGGCUGACGGUGGUGGUUCCCAAGGAAAAGGUCGACGAGUAUCUGUCUGACUCGUCAUUGCCGCCUUUGGAGUACGACUCCAACUAUGAGUGUGCUUGGAUCACUUUGACGAUACAUUCUUCGUUGGAGGCUGUGGGUCUGACAGCUGCGUUUUCGGCGCGGUUGGCCGACAACAAUAUCAGCUGCAACGUCAUUGCUGGCUUUCAUCAUGAUCACAUUUUUGUCGGCAAAGGCGACGCCCAGAGAGCCAUUGACGUUCUUUCUAAUUUGGACCGAUAG
Molecule: messenger RNA, 462 nt
Organism: Yarrowia lipolytica CLIB122
Lineage: Eukaryota; Fungi; Ascomycota; Dipodascomycetes; Dipodascales
Source: RefSeq, a predicted model, not a curated record